AUGAAAGAAAAAUAUAAAAAUUACCGAAGUGAAUCUAUCUUUUUGAGAGAUGGGAAUUUGUUUGGGAUACAUGAUACCAUAAAUGAUGAAAAGGAAGCUGAAAAAUGCGCAUUUUUUUUUAACAAUAAUAAAAAUAUAUUUACAAAUUUGUUUACAAAUUAUAAUGAUAAUACUAGUAUGAUUGAUUUAUUGAAUAGAGGAAUAAAAAAUGAUAACAGUGUGCUAAAUUUGAGCAAGUUAAAAAAAUAUAAAAAUAAAAAAAAUACACCAAAUAAUAAUAUAGAAGAUAACUUAAAUUCAUUAAAAAAUGAUGAACCAUUUGUAAAAAAAGAAUGGAUAAACAAUUUUUGUUGGGCUUGCUCUUUAAAUUUAUUAGAUGAAAUUUUAGAAAAGGAGAUAUAUAAAAAAAAAAAAAUUGGGUAUGUAUAUGAUUUAAUUAAUGAUGAAAAUUCUUAUUUCGAUACGAGUACUUUUAUUAGUGUCCCAUAUGAAUUUGCACGAUUUAUGUUAUCACAAUCAGAAAGUAAUGUAUUACAGAAUAUUAAAAUAAAUAAUACGAUAAAAGAAGAAAAAUAUUUAUUUAAAAAACUUUGUAAAAAUCGUAAAAAUAACAAUAAAAGUAAUAUAAAUAAAUACAAACCGUGCGACGAUAUAUCAAGCUCAGAUUUUUCAAGCAUAGGAUAUAGCAGUAAUACAGACAAAAGUAACAAAGACAUAAAUGAUGGAAACAUGCAUAACUAUUAUGGUAAUUAUUUACAUAUCAGGGAAAAACUAUUUAAUUAUCAUAAUUCUAAUAAUAAAAAAAAAUAUUUAUAUAAUGAUGAUGAUUUAUUUUACAAUAAAAAAAAUUUGAAAAAUUUUAAAAAAUGCUGUGAUGAAAAUUUGCUGAAUAAGGAGCAAAGAGUGAACCGAGUACAUAAUAUAACGAAAAAUAAAGAGUUAUAUAACAAAAAUAGACAAAAAAAAGGAAAACACAAUAUUUUAUAUGAUAAAAUGAGCAAUAGCAAUGACAGUAAACAUGAGUAUAGACAAAUUUAUAAACGUACAAAUCUGGAUAAUGCAAAUGUGUGUGAAUAUAAAAAUUGUACAAAAUCGAUAUUAUUAUCACAUAUUAGGAAUGUCAAAUCUGACAUGUUAAAAAUGGGUAACAAAAAAAUGCAUAAAAAUAAAGACUUUAAUUGGAAUCAUAAUACGAUUUUUAAGACAAUAAAUAUAAAACAGUUAAAUGAAAAAAUCCCCAUAAAUGAUUUUCAAUAUUAUUUAAGCGAUAUAGAAGAAAAUAAUAGUUAUAAAUAUCUACAGUGUAAUAAACGAAUAACAAAAAGGAGCAAAUCUAUUUGCUCCAUAUUAAGAACAAAUAAUGAUAACAAUAAUAGUACACAAAAUGGCACAGAAUAUUUAGAAGGCAAUGAAAAAACAAUUGAUACUGAUAUCUUUGAUUCUGAAAACUAUUUUAAUAAUCCUACCGAUCGAAAUAUAUACUCUGAGGAGAUAGAUGAAGAUAUGAUAGACAAAGAAGAAAACGAUAUAAAAAAUAAUUAUAAUAAAAGAAUAUAUUAUAAAUAUAAAAAUAAUUUAAAUUAUAUUAAAGAAUUUUAUUAUAUUGCAGAAACUAAGAAAAAAAAAACGUUCCCUUUAUGCCUAUAUAAUAAUAUUAAAUUGAUUGACGAUGUAAAACAAUGCUCUAAAUGUUAUUGUUUUUUUAACAAAACGGCUUGUCAUUGUAUAGAAUGUAAAAAGAAAUAUAAUAUGAAAAUUUUAACUCCCCAUUAUUUUAUAUUUCAACAUGGUUUAACUGCAAGCGUAUGGGAUUUUCAAAAUAUAAUUAAUCCUUUACUAAAAAAAUAUCCACCUAUUUUUUUAUAUGUAGCAUAUAGUAAUCAAGGACAUACAUUUGAAGGUGUUGAUGUUGGCACUGAAAGAAUAUGUGCUGAAUUAAAAUUUUUAUUUAGAACUAUAAACAAUGAUAAUAUAAAUAUAUCUAUGGUAGGACAUUCAUUAGGAGGAGUAUUAAAUAGAUAUAAUUUAACUAAUUUGUAUAGAAAAAAAAUUCUUAAAAAAAAAAAAUUAAUUAAUUUUGUAACUUUUGCAUGCCCACAUAUUGGCGUUCAUGAAAAUAUUCCAUUCGUUAGAACUAUAUCAUCAUAUUUAGGGGCACAUACAGUUGAUGAUUUAAAUAAUAAAACUAGCGCUUUGUUAAAGAUAUCAAAUCUUGAAAGUAUAAAUAUUUUAAAAAAAUUUGAAAAUAUAAUAUUUUAUGGAAAUACACAUUCAGAUUGGCUAGUAGGUAUUAGGACAUCUUUAGUUUUACCUUAUACACUAUUUAAUAAUGAACUUAUAUUAUAUAUAAUGAAUAAAGCCAAAAAUUUGUUAGAUGUUCCGAUAAAUAUUUUUUCAAUUGUUCAUUUAUAUAUGCGCGAAAAAAAAUUAUUAUUUUUUAAUUUUUAUCAAAAUGUAAAUAAUCCAAAUUAUUUAUUAAAUAAAAGAAAAAAUCAAAAUCAAUUUUUGUAUAAAAUGCUACAAACUAUUAUAUCAUCGACUAAAUUGUUAGCAUAUCACCGCCCCCCAAAAAAAUUGAGUAUUUAUAUGGAUGAUUAUGAAAAAAAAAAAAAUAAUAAUAAUAACAAAACGAUAAAAAGUAUACCAGCUAGCUACUCAAAUUCAUUAUUCAACAAAAGUGUACAUGAAAACAAAACAAAAUCUUCUACAAAAGAAAAUAAUAAUAAUAAAACUAGCUAUAACAUAGACAAUAGUAUUGAAUUGAUCCAAUUUAAUUAUAAUAAAAAAAAGGAUAAAAACGAAAAUUCUUCAAUUGAAAAGGAUACGAGCUUAUCCUCUAUUAAAUCAACUUCAUUAGAAAAUGUUUUUUCAUAUAAUAAUAAUAAGGAAAACAAUUUUAUUAAUAUGAAAAAAAAUAAAAAUAAUAUUGAUAAUUCUUAUACACAUAGUGAAAAUGAAGAAGACUAUAUAAUACAUGAUUUUUAUAAAAACCAUAUAAAUAUGCCUAAUAAUAGUGAAAACAUGGAAGAUGGUGAAUUAACAAAUGAACAAGCCAAAGAAGCUGGAUUGAAUUCAUAUAAAACCAUUUCCAAAACUACGAAUUGCAAUUAUAUGGAGGAACCGGAAAAAAGGGAGCUUUUGAAUAAUGAUUUGAAUAAAGAUAUGGAUUAUAGAAAUUCAGAAAAUCAAAAUAUAAGUUACUCUAAUAAUAUUAAUGAUAAAAUUGAUAAUAAAAAAAAUGAAGAAUCAUAUAGUAUUAAUGAACCUAAAAAUAGUGACAAUAUUGAAGAUAAUAAUAACAAUUGUGAAAAUAAUGAAAAUAAUAAUUCUGAAGCUGAUAAUAAAAAGAAAGAAAAAAUGAAAAAUUAUAAAUAUUUUGAAAAAUUAUUUUUCCAAUGCUUAAAAGAAAAAAUAAUGUACGAUAUAAAAACUUUAGACAGUAAUUUGAAAAAAGAAAAAGAACAAAUUGGAAAAAAAAGUAAAACUGGUAAAAUGUUUCUUCAAAAUACUAUUAAUAUAAUAAAAAAUUAUAAUUUUUUAAAUUAUCCAAAAGGUAAUGACAACACUAAUAGUAGUAGUAAUAAUAACAUAUUAGAUAUGUGUGAUGAAAUUAAACCAUUUAAAAACAGUACCAAUUUUGAAUACAAUAAUAUAUCUAUUAACGAGAGCCAAAGUGAUAAAUUGAAUUCGGAUAAUAAAACAAUUUUUGAAAAAAAUAAUAAAAGCAUAGACCCAAUAUACAUUAGUAAUAAUAAUCAUAUUGAAGAAUAUAAUUAUAUAAGUGAGUUUUUUCAUACAUCUUCUGAUGAUAAUUGUGAGGAAAACGAAAAUAUUCCUAACAUAAUAUUUAACAAAUAUAUACCACCGAAUGUAGCUGAAAAUAAUAAAGCUCAUAAAACCGAAUUGAAUAAUGGGGGAAAUAGCGAAGGGCCUCAUAGAAAUACUGAAUGGAAUAACAAUAACGAUAAUGCAAAUAAGAUAAUAAAAAAGAAAACAAAAAAAAAUAAUUUACUUAAAGGUAUUACAAAAAAUGAUAAAAAAAAAUAUAAGCAAAUAUUAUAUCAUAUUUAUUCAAUAUCAAAUGAUGAGUUAAUUGAAAAUUUUUAUAAAAAUCCUGAACUAAUUUACUAUGAAGUUUUGUUUUAUUGCUUAAAUGAGUUACCAAUACAACGAUAUUGUAUUUCUAUGCCAUUAUAUUCAAACGCCCAUGUUCAAAUUAUUGCACACCCAAGAAUAUGUUCAGAAGAAUCAACUAUCAUAAAACACUUCAUUGAACAUUUGAUUGUUUAA
Molecule: messenger RNA, 4290 nt
Organism: Plasmodium berghei ANKA
Lineage: Eukaryota; Apicomplexa; Aconoidasida; Haemosporida; Plasmodiidae
Product: serine esterase, putative
Exons: 1
Coding region: 1-4290 (1429 amino acids)
Source: RefSeq, a predicted model, not a curated record